AUGUUCGCCAAUUUCACCUCUAACGACCGUCGCAAGAGGGUUUAUGGCAAAGCGUCGCGUCACUCCGCCCUCCCGCCACCUCUACCCGAUUCCAACGACGAUGCGCCUCCAUCGCCAGAGCGGCCGCAGAAACAUACGGCAGCCUCAAACCGCUCGCUGAACAAAGCUGGAAGCGAAUUGAAUGGUGGAUCUGGUUCCGAAAUUGCGCGCGCAAAGACCGACGGACUCGACAUCUUCGACGUGCCCUCUGAAGACGAAUUCUUGUCGCGUCCGAAGCCUACGAAGAAAAUAAUACCGAAGCGUCGCAUACCCGAAGUGGACUUAGAAGCUACAGCUUCCUCCAAAGAUGAUUCUCUCAAAGAAUCCAAGAAGCCAGCGAGAGCCGCACAGCCGUUGCGCAAGCCCGAUGACGCAAAGCCUAUCGCUGUGAAGAGGAAGAAGCUUACUACGCCCGCGCAUAUUCCAAAGCCCGUACAAUCGUCGCUGCCUUCAUCCUCCAAUCCGGCCGUUCCUCGAACAAUACGCGAAAAAACGCCUAAGCUCGUACAAGCACCGAAACAGACCACACAAGACCACAAGUUAUCACACAGGCCGGUGGUCAAGGCGAAAGCACCUUCCGAGGCAGCGACGGUUGCGUCAUCACAGGUCAAGGUUCAGAAGACUGCAAGGACAGCACCGGCACUACCCGCGAAGAAAGCGUUAGGGAAGGCGCCAGCCAAACCAGUGGACGAUCUGGCCGUAUUCGACGUUCCAAUGUCGGACGAAGAGGCACCACCAACAGUCAAAAAGAUCUCACGCCAAGCUCAAUCGAGAGGACCAAAAGAGGCUGCCAAAAAGUUCAAAACAACUUCUGAAGCAUCUCACAAGGAUACGGUCGAGUCUGACGAUUCCAAUGCCUCCAAAAAACGCAAGCGCCAAGGGUCCGCUUCUUCCACUGCCACCGUAAAUCGACCAAUAUUGCACCAGAAGCCUGAACAGUCGGUGCCUCAGCGGAGUCGGAAGUACCAAAAGAACGAAGAUGGCGCUUCACCGGGACAUGGGUCAUCGAACCGGCCCAUCACAAGCUCGACUCAGAAAGUGCAGCCACCGGCGCCAACAAUCAACAAACCGACAAAGACAAGGCAGCGUACUGUACCUGUGUUAGCGUCGCGAACGAUUACCAAGGGUCAAUCCUCUCCGGCUAUGCUCAACGGCAUGAUUCCCGGCCGCCAACCAUCGAAGCCAUCUCCUGUUAAGGAAGUCUUUGAAGUUGCCGAGUUAGAAGAUGAGACUAUGUAUGACAUACCAGAUCCUUUGACUACGCCUGUUCGUCAGUCGAAAGCCUCCAUGCCAGGCUCGAUAACACCGCGACAAAAGGACCUUUUUGGUGGUUUGCUAAGCGACUCCUCAUCCUCGACUACGCCCAUGCCAAACUUCUCCAAUUUACAGUUGACGGAUCGCAAGCCAAGAUCACUCAUCGGCAGCUUAGCUAGGUCAAAAUCUGAUGUCACACAUAGUGCUAAGGCUCGUAAGACUAGACUCAUCGACACCCUCAAACCAUCAGAGCCCAGCUCAGAUGGCGAUGAAGAAGGUAGCAGCCAGGUUGGAGACGACUCGGAAGUAAGCUCAAAUCAUUCUUGGACUGCGGGGAAACCUUUGCAAAAUUCCGGAGAAGCCCAUCUCUCAAGUACGCAUCCCGACAACAUGGACGUGGACAAUCAGGGCAAGCUUGACUCUCAGACAUCACAAAACACAUCUGGAUUUGGUGUGCGCCCAAAACUUACUUACGCCAUGGCACGGUCAUAUCUGAGGGAAGACAACCCGGAAGAUGAUUUACUUAUAUCGAUGGAUUUGGACGACGGCUUUGGGUCGCAGUCCCAAAGGGAGACUAGAUCUGUAUCUGAGAGUGACGCAGAGAACAGCCAAGCACAGGCUCAGCAGGCUCAGCAGGUGCAUGAGCUUAGGACUCGGGGCCGCAACGCGGUCCUCCAUCAUGAAGCGGAGAUGAUGAUUGAAGAGACGUCCGCCACCACCAGUAAAAACAUACGACGGAGUGCCAUGAUUGAUCUAUGCACCAAGAUGGCGGACGAGAAGUUUUGCGAUCAGCUUCUCGACUCAGCUCUUGCCCACCAGUUCUUCCAGAACAUCUCUGUCAGCUGCGAGAUCGUCUUCGACUUUGUCGCUGCUGUCGCAACUGUCUUCGUCUUGCGUACCAACCCUGCCUAUUCUGUCCUGGGCCAGCUCUAUGAGACUGGGAGUCUCGCCAACCUAAUCAAACUUGCUGGAAACGGUGCAGACAUCAAGGAGAUUGCAAAAGAUCGGAAGACAAACCUGUCAAAGAUCGCGAAAGAGUCGGUCUUUUCAUUUCGCGCCUUGGUCCAGCAAUCCUAUAUCUGGUCGCCCACAGUAACAGAGAAGGUAUCACCACAGCUAGUGGCGUUGAAAGCCAUUGAGUUGCUCAUUAUUGGGCUGCGGAAGGCUGGCAACGCCGAUAUGCUUCUCAACCAAACAAUGAUAUCUCAGAUUGUUGAGAUUGCUUCAGCUUCGAACAAUCGGUCGGAGUCGAACAAUGCAGCGCCAGAAGACGAUGCGACACUGGAGAUGGUACUUUCGAUACUGGAGUCGACCUCAGCUACGAGACAAAUACAAGCUACUUGGUCAACUGGUGUGCUUCAACAGAUUGCGAAGUUCAUGCCUAGGUUCUUUCAGCCUGAUGCUGCAGCAUCGACCAUGCUUGCCGUUAAGCUCUGCAUGAAUCUGACCAACAAUAAACCAAAAGCAUGCCAGCCAUUUUCAACGAAGGCCUUUGUCCAGCCACUCAUGCAAUCCAUUGUUGAAAAGUUUCGUUCAAUCAACACAGAUUUGGCACUAGAGGAGCGAACAGAGAUCUUGGAUAGUUUGAUUUUGAGUUUGGGUGCCGCCAUCAAUCUUGCAGAGUUGAGUGAUCAGAUGAGGCUGAACGUCGCUGAUGAGACUGACACAUUGGUCGAAAUCUUCCUGGACGGACUGAAGCGUGCUUCUCAAGCUGCUUCUGUGGAAGAAUCUCGCUCUGGUGUGGCCACCGGGUAUCUUGGUGUCCUUAUUGGUAACCUGAGUCUCAACGAAAUCAUAAGGACAAAAGUCCGGAUGCUGCUACCGAACAAGCAACUCGAUACGCUGGUUGAUAGCAUCAAAGACUUUGUUCGUGUGCAUCAGCACGUUGAUCAGAAGGAAGACUUUGAUGGAGCAGAGGGUCAAGAGGCCUUGCAAACCUAUACCGCGCGCCUCAUGCUCGUCGUGGAAAAGCUGCAGAAUGCGGGUGUUUGA
This is a messenger RNA of Alternaria arborescens, 3285 nucleotides long. RefSeq lists its product as hypothetical. The record is from RefSeq and is a predicted model, not a curated record. Lineage: Eukaryota; Fungi; Ascomycota; Dothideomycetes; Pleosporales; Pleosporaceae. The transcript has 2 exons. The coding region runs from base 1 to 3285 and encodes 1094 amino acids. Gene Ontology annotation, biological process: regulation of chromosome condensation.